GAAAGGUCGCGCCGGCCAAAAACCUUCCGCGCACGCGUAAAUUUAAAACAAAAAGUUAUUCACGGACAUCCAUUUUUAAUCACAACAUUUGAAUUCGGAAUGAAUCAUUCGCAAAACCAUUCCCCAAUUGAAAACAAAUAAAUCGAGUGAAGUUAAUAAUAGUAGUUGUAAAUAAAUGCAUUCAUUUCGAAAAUCAAAAGCGUUUACAUCGUUAAAAGCAGUCAAACAAGUGUAAUAUUUAAACAGAGCAAAAUAAACAAAACGUGCCUGAUUGGAAUCUGUUUGAUGACGGUGUUGCCAACGUUUAAAUUUGAGAAUUAAAAAAAAUAUGGAUUGGCGCGAGAAACUUUUCGGCAAAGUGCUCGUGAAGUGUGACUCGCCGGGAACCCAGAGUGGGAAAUUCGAGAAUGUGUCUACUUUAGAGGCUUUGAGUGACUGUGUAGAAGAAGGAGAGGGAGCCGUGUGUGGAAUAUACUUUUCUUUUGCAAACAUUAGCGACUCGAGUGAUGAUUUUGGUGUGAGAUUGGAGGAGCUGUAUAAAAUAGUGCAGCCUCGUUUGAAGGUGGUCCAGGUGGUGCUGUGGGCUCAUGUUGGGACUCCAGAGGGGCUGGUGGAAAGAGAAGCAGGUUUCCGGAGAAGUUUGACUGGAAAACCCUGGCUUGCAGUUCCGUUCCACGAUGUAGACACUAAGCGCCGCCUCACGCAGAAAUACAGCAUAGCCGUGGGGGUACCCACCCUUGUGAUCCGCGGUCGAGCGGUCCGCGACGCUUUGCUGGCGGAUCCCCUCGGAGGACGAUUCCCGUGGCCCGCCCCCCCCGUCCAUGAGCUGCUGAGAGGAGUCUCCCUUGAGGGGGAGAAGAAGAAGCUGUAUGAUGAACUGCCUGCCGAUAGCGUUAGGGUCUUCUACUUCGCUGCUCAUUGGUGCCCCCCUUGUCGAGCAUUCUCCCCGAGCUUGUGCGCCGCGCUCGCCGCCGUCCGCAAGAGACGGGCCAAGUACGCGCACACGCAGCUGAUACUCGUCUCCAGUGACAGGAGCGAACGGUCCUACAACAGGACCCUCCAGUCCGUCUCAUCAGUAGGCGCGCUAUCCGUACCCUGGUCUUCAUCAGAGGCCAGGCUAGCGUUACCAGCAGCCCUGGGCGUGGCUGGUAUACCUGCAGUCGUGGUGACGGAUGCAGCAGGGAAGGUCCUUACCCAGAAUGGACGACACCAUCUUGCUACGGAUCCUUUAGGACUGAAUUUCCCCUGGGCUCAGCGGCCAGUGUCCGUGUUGACGGAGCAAGCGCUGCUGAAGAUGGCGCGGCACCCAGCUCUGGUGUUGUUUGUUGAUGACGAGGACUCCGAAAUAGAAUUCGCCGAGUCAGUGCUCACCCCGUCAGCGGAGUCCUACUACGAAGAGUGCAGCAUACAAUUCCCUGGGUUCUGCCCCUACCAGAACUCCUCGGACGACGAGACCAUGGACUUCGACUACCCCACGUCCAAACACUCCAGGGUCAAGAAGAAGCCAUUCAAACACGUCAUGUUUUACAUCGGUAUUGAUGGGACUGACAGCGCAGACAUGUUGAGGGAACACAUUGGCAUGGACGAUGCUGUUCCUUUGUUGACAGCUAUAGAUUUCCCCAAACAGCGUCUGGUGACCAUGAAUUUUGGUGAUGAAAUCACGACGGAUUCCGUUCAAAACUUCGUGGACGCGUAUUUGAGCGGCAACGCUGUGUUCAAGCCACUCAAGCCGUAUAGCGAGAAAUGUUAAAGUUAUGUUAAACCUGUCACUAUAUAUACGGCCUCUGUGGCGCAGCGGUAGUGCGCUUGUCUGUGACACCGGAGGGCCCGGGUUCGAAGCCCGAUCAGGGCAUGAUGAGAAAAAAACUUUUUCUGAUUGGCCUGGGUCUUGGAUGUUUAUCUAUACAGGGUGACAUGCAACAACUGCAUCCUUUUACACUACUACUACUCCAAUAUAGACUAUACCCAUGCUUCUGAGCUGUUUGAGCCUAUUUUUAUUUAAAUUAAACGUCAUCAUUUUCACAUUUAAAAAACCCUCAAAAACUACGUCACACGCUUUAUUAAAGACCAAUACUACAAAAAGAAAUUAAAACUAAACAUGUAAAUAAAUGUCUGAAAAAUAAAUUAUUUUUCUAGUAUCAAGAUCAAGUAAAGUACAGAGUUGUCGAGAUCGCUCAGCUGAAUGUAUUGUGUCGUUGACCUCUGAAUCUUACGCGUCGCUUUUCCGCCGACCGGGGUGAUAUGACGUAUUUAGGAUCGUGGAUUUUGAUACUUUAAUUUUUUUUCGUACUUUCUGAAAUAUGAACCGAUAUUUUUCUUUUAACGUUUUUAAAUAUCCUUUAGAUGAGUACACUUAACAGUUAAAUUUAUGCAGUUGAAUUAAAAGUCACCCUGUAUAAGUAUUUAUUAUAAAAUAUAGUAUCGUUGAGUUAGUAUCUCGUAACAUAAGUCUCGAACUUAUUUCGAGUCUAACUCAAUCUGUCUAAUUUGUCCCGUAUAUAUUUAUUUAUUUAUGUAUAAAUCUCAAUUCUAUCAUUAAGCUGAACGUUGCCUAUCAGCAUUUUCAAGACUGAUGGCUCUGUCUACCCCGCAAGGGAUAUAGACGUGAUUAUAAGUAUGUAUGUUAAAGUAGUGAAUGUAGAUGUUUUGUAAUAAAACAGAUGUGUUUGUUGCACUGAUGUUAUUAAUUGCGGUUUAGUAUAACGUUAUUAUUUUAUGAAAUUUAGUAUUAGAAAAUAGAUUUUGUAUUAGAUAACAAAUUAGAUAAACAACUCUGAAAUUAAUAAGAAUAUAUUUUGUUCACUUCGAAAGAAGUUGUUUUUGUAAACUUACUUUAAUUCAGCAUAAGUUAAUUCUGUUCAAAUCCUUUUUAACUUAUACCUCGUGACUUGUUUAAUUUAAGAUUUAAAGUUUGCAGACCAAAUAUCACAAUAAUAUUAUGAAGAGUUGCUCAUUUUUAGUCGAUUAUAUUUUCCCAUGAAAAUGGGACAUUCCAUUCAAAUGUGCGCUCAUUUGGUGAUGCACUAUGGUAGUGCUAACCCCAUUGCUAACCCAAGGGCUAGAUUUUCAAUAGUAAAAAAAAAUUUGAUACCGAAAUGAAAAAAAAAAAGAAGUUUCAACGUUCAAUUUUUUUUUAUUUCAUACACAUUUAAACAGCAGAAGGCAUUUUUGUACCAGUAUUUUUAUGUUAUUAAAAUAUUAAAAAAGAAAAUCAGUUCUUUUUUUAAUGUACGAUUUGCGGAGAUGAAUGAUUCCCAAAGAUACAAUUUGUAAUCUUGUUUUAGAAAUUAAA
Amyelois transitella is the source of this 3292-nucleotide messenger RNA. Its product is annotated as nucleoredoxin. The transcript is spliced from 6 exons. The record is from RefSeq and is a predicted model, not a curated record. Lineage: Eukaryota; Metazoa; Arthropoda; Insecta; Lepidoptera; Pyralidae. Bases 329 to 1750 code for a protein of 473 amino acids.